AUGCGCAAUUCUUUUGGUUUACGCUUCCUCUAUCUUUUUUUCAAUAUACCUUUUUUAUAUCUACAGCGUGAAACGCUUAUUGGUCAAUUAGAGACUAAUCGACGGGAUAUUGAGCUAAGUUUUGAUGAAUUGGACAUGUAUGAAGAAACACAGGAUGCCAAUUACGACAGAUUUAUGGAAAAUAUCACAACUCGUCGACGUCUUGCCGCUGAAAAAGUUGCUCCUGUAUCAAUAUCCGAUAGAGUAAAAGGUGGAUUACCAUGUGGUGAAGGACAUCCAAUACCAUUUGCUGAGCCAUACUGUCAACCUUUUGUUCACUCAUCGUCUAAUAUUGCUGCGCAUUCGCCAAAUGUUGCAUCUCCUUCCUUUAUCAGACGUCAUUCAGCAAAUUCAACAGAUUAUUCGAUUACAUCAAUCACUACAUCAUCUUUACAAGUAGAUAAUAGUGAGCAAUUAAUAAACAAAAGCGCACCUGUAAUGGAUGUCCUAUCGAAUCAUCUGGUUAACAGCGAUGAGGAAGUGAACAAUAUGGUGACUACGUACGAAGAAGACGUAUCAUCUGAAGAUGAGCUGGAAGUUGAGAAAACAAAUAUUACACAAAAACAAAGGAUGACAUUGAAUAGUUCUCGAUUGCAAUUAUUCGGUAACUCGAAAAAUGAACCACAGACACCUAUGGCAUAUAAAGUACCGAUUGUCAAUCUGACAGAGAGCGUAACUGACAACGAUAAAAUGGAAGCUUUUGGCAACAAAAUGGAUCCGGAAUUCUGGAAUGAUGAUUUAGAUGCUUGGCUUAACGAUAUCGAAGAUAAUGAGAACAAUACAGAACUAAUAUAUAGAGAGCCAGAUGAUUCGGGUCCAAAUCCUUUGGUUGCUUCUAUACCCGCUGAUUCAGAGAGCGAAGACGAGAUUGGACAUUAUCCGUUCAUCUGCACUAAAACUGAUCAUCUCGGUAUAAGGAAAGAUAAUACAAACGAAUCGAAAGCAAGAACUGGUAAUGAGUUUGUGGAUGUGGAAGCAAAAUCAAAAACGAAAUCCUCUUUAAGGAAAAAGCUGUCAAGCAAAAAAAGCAAUAAAUUUACCUAUAAUAAAGGUAAAUUCGACAGGGGAAGUGACCGUAAAACUGCCGAGAUGUUGAGUACCAGAGAUUUUUUGGAUAGAGAAUCUACUGUGGAUCCGAAUAGUUAUGAUCCAUUAUAA
This is a messenger RNA of Brugia pahangi, 1197 nucleotides long. The record is from the annotation of a GenBank genome assembly. NCBI's taxonomy places the organism in Eukaryota, Metazoa, Nematoda, Chromadorea, Rhabditida, Onchocercidae.